AUGUUGCCUCAUGCCCUGAAAGUUGGGAGAGGUGUGCUGAUUGAAAUCGUGCAGUAUGAGAAGGUAUUAGCUGCUGACAGCAGUCCCUCGGCAUCCUCCAGUGCUUCGAGCGAAGCGGUCCGCCGGUUCUCAAAACCUCGUACCAUCCUCCAAUUCUUACCACCUCCUGCCCUCGACAACGACGUCGAAUUCUCUCUCCCUGUCCGCGCAGCACAAAAAGCCAUACAAACGUACAAGAUGUCUAACACACAGAGACCUCAGACAAGCGGGGCGCGGUGCCCAAUAGCGCACCGAAAUGGCGAUCCCGAAGACCUUGAGCGGGAUUUUACCACUCUGGGAGUCGAGGGAACACUGGGAUGUCCCUUUGCGAAAAUGGCCAAUGGACCCGCAUCGUCUGUUCGUGACGAUCCUAUAGCAGCCGAGUUUCACCAAGACACGUACUCAGCACGCUCUCCAAACGUGGAUCAACGUCCAGGUCAAUGUCCUAUCCGGUUCCUCGAUCAACAUUCCCCCGAAGAGGUUGCCAAAUAUUUCGAGAACCACAAGCACGAAAUUCCUCGAAGUCACGAAAUCUGCGUACGAAGAUAUCAGGGCAAUGAAAGCGGUGCCCGACAACUAGAUGCCAAGUACGGCAAUUUGGUGAACAUGAUACAAGGCUUGGGAGUCAAGCACAAAGCAUACCUGCCCGAGCGAGAUAGGAUUGAAGAACAUUCAACUGUGGCAGUUGAGAAAUGGGCCGAGGAUAUCAGCGAACAUGCUACCGGGCCUCCGGGUCAGGACGACACGGUCGAAGAUGAAGAGCCGAGAAUAUCACAUUUUGAUAAACCGCUGCGGGAGGUCCGGGUUGGCGAAUCGCCCAGUCGGCCAUGGGGGAUCUCGGUGCCCGCCGAUAAAGAACCGACGCCCAGCGCCCUCCAAGAGGAAGAUGGCGUGGCACAUCUCAAGGUUCACUCUACGAGUUCACAUCCUGCUCCAGCAGCGUCUCGGCAUGAUCACUCGCAAGAGCAGGGUCAGAAGACGUCUCCGCCAAAGAGACGAACAGAUGACUUUGCUGAGGGCAAAGAGCCCCGGACCCAGAUCAUUUUCAACGGGCCCGUCUUCUUUGGAUAUUCUGCCGAGGAAAUGUCAGCCUUGUUGCAGAACACUAAUCUGGGUAAUGUAAAGCCUGGUGGCGGAUAA
Molecule: messenger RNA, 1179 nt
Organism: Fonsecaea multimorphosa CBS 102226
Lineage: Eukaryota; Fungi; Ascomycota; Eurotiomycetes; Chaetothyriales; Herpotrichiellaceae
Exons: 1
Coding region: 1-1179 (392 amino acids)
Source: RefSeq, a predicted model, not a curated record